Sphenostylis stenocarpa is the source of this 321-nucleotide messenger RNA. The record is from the annotation of a GenBank genome assembly. NCBI's taxonomy places the organism in Eukaryota, Viridiplantae, Streptophyta, Magnoliopsida, Fabales, Fabaceae.
AUGGAGGAAGUGAUUGGCCCCAGAUUGUACUGUUGCUCUAAUUGUAGAAACCAUGUUGCUCUUCAUGAUGAUGUGAUUUCAAAGGCCUUUCAGGGGAAAAGUGGACGAGCUUUUCUGUUUGGUCAUGCACUGAAUGUAAGUGUAGGAGCAAGAGAAGACAGGGAACUAAUGACAGGUCUCCACAGUGUGGCUGAUGUGUACUGUUCUGACUGCCAUGAGGUUCUUGGUUGGAAGUAUGAACGAGCCUAUGAGGAAUCUCAGAAGUACAAGGAAGGCAAGUUUGUACUUGAGAAGGCUAAAAUUGUCAGGGAAAACUUCUAG